AUGACCUUAACGAUGCAAACUCAAGUUGUUGAUCAAGUGAAACAACAACAACAACAACAACAAACGUCUUCCAUCUCUUUUCAACCCAAAAUUGUAAAUUCUUCCACGACAAUUCAUUCACUACCAAACAAGUUUCAACAGGCACAAGAAGAAGAAGAAGAAGAAGAAAUGUCUCAUUCUACAGACAAGAAGAAGACGACAUUGAUAAAGCUCAAGACGACGACAUUGAAGAAGAAGAAGAAGAAUGAUUCAGCUACUAGUGCAUUAAUCCUUGUUGUUAUUCUCUUCUUUGGUAUUCUAGUUGCUCUCCUUCUUAUGGCAUUCUUUGCGUAUGCACCAUUACUAUGUGCCUCUUGGCUUGGAAUUAUCUAUGUAAUUGUCUUGUAUUUAUCAACAGAAUCCAAAUGGCGUUGGCAUGAUGCACAAGAAUUCGAAAAUCGUUUUUGGACUGGCACUGCAUUUCUCUUUAGUGCUGCUGUUGUAUAUAUACGAGACUCCCCACUAGCUGUGGGUCAAUGGAAUUCCACACUUGGACUGGUGCUUGUCUUUGGAUUUACAAUGAGUGUUCAUUUCUUUGAUCGAUUCUUACAUCGACAAGAAAUUAGUCGACGACCACGACUGAAGGAAGCAACAAGACAUUUCUCACACAAAUUAUUCAAGUACAAGGCAACAGCAGAGGAAAAGACAAACUUACUGGUAGAAUGCGUCAGUCGCAUUGAUCGUCAUUAUUUACCCAGUACUAUCAACAAUAUGAUUAAUCAUGCAGAAGUCAAGCGUCGUGAACACAAAAUCUUUCGGAUUCUUGCAGGAGCAGGGAAGGAUGAACUUAAUUAUGUCGUGAACCAUAUUCCACUUGCGCUAUUGUUUUACAAAGUCAAGGAUCAUUCAAAAAUGCGUCAAGAUCAAAGUCGGACACUCAUUCUUGAUUUACUAUGCACGACGCGAUUAGCGGAUCUAUCGGUCAUGUCUCGAGCAUUGUUACUAGAUGCUUUGAUGGUGAUGAAGAUUAGUGCACACCCGAUGGCUGAAAAAUGGGUGCGCAAUAUCAUUUUAAAAACACAGGGAGAUGACUUGAGCAAUCUCAAGACGUACACAGAUGCAAAAGGAGAUUUUCACAGUAUGCACAAACUAGUAUUUAAUGAUAUUCGUGACCUGAUGGUUCGAGCUGACAUUUUGAGCCACAUUCAGCGUGAGGCGAGUGUGCAAAUUGCGCACAUGCGUCUUGGAACGAAGCGCGGUCGUAGUCGCAAGCAGCAGGCGUGGCGCAAGGUGCUAAGUGAUGUAGAUGAUACGCUCUAUUCUUCCGGUGGACGAUACCCAGCAGGCUUGGACACGCGCUUCCCGCGACAUACGCUGUAUCCUGGAGUGCUGCCAUUUUAUCGUGAGCUAGACAUGGGCACCGUUGGUCCAGACGACUGGACCGAUGAUCGUGUUGGCAAUCUUGUGUUUCUCUCCGCACGACCGCACGUGUACAAGGAUGUGUCUGAGAAGAAGUCAUACGCAAAAUUUGCUGCGCUACACGAGAAGAUGGGCAUGCACACGCUGCCUACGAUGCUUGCAGGUAAUCUCACAUCUGGCCGUGCUUUUAUGUGGCAAGGUGACUUGGAGCCAAUGGCGCAAAAGAAGUUUGAGAACUUUAGCGAGUUCUACCAACUUUACCCGGAGUUUACGCACGUAUUUGUCGGUGAUAAUGGCCAAGGUGACCUGCGUGCCGCUGAGCUUAUUGUGGACAAAUUUGGUUCUGGUGCGCUAGAGGCCGCAUUUUUUCAACGCGUGCAGCCCAUGGAGAAAAUGUUUAAUUACCACUCGAAAGAGGACUUAGAGCGUUGGCGAAAAGUGAACAUCGUUUUUUUCGAUACGUACGUGGGUGCAGCAGUUGAGGCUUUUCGUAUGAAGAAAAUUCGACUUCAUGGGUUAAAGAAAAUUGCUGAUGCUGCUGGACUGUCAUUCGAAGGCAUUCAUACGUGGCUCACCCCUCAAAGUCGCGAGCGUGCAAGACUACUGCUGAAUCGUGAUCUCACACUUGCUAAUGCGCUGAUAUCUGAGAAAUAUGGACCAUCACCUCUUGUUAUGAAGCCUCAAGUAUUUGCUCUCAACUCACUUGUUCGCACACCAGUUGGACGUGGCAUUGUUCGCAAGUAUCGAGGUACUGAUGGCAUUUAUCGAGUGGAUUUGAUUGGUUGGUCGUUAACACGAAACCGGAAUCGAGCUCAAGCUUUUUUUACUGAAGACAGUCUCACUGUUUACGUUAGUGCGGAUACAUCGCCUCUAGCAAAGAGUUCUUUACAUUACGUUAAGUUUUAUGCAGCACCACCUGCCCGGAUUUUUGCACCAAAUUCACUGGUAAAGACCCUGUUUGGUAUCGGCCGUGUUCUGAGUUACCGUGCAGAAAACGAAAUUUACACGGUAUCUAUUCCCGGUGACCAGAACAUGCUGCAUGCGACAGCAUUCCUGAAUGGAGAUUCGCUGCGACCUGUGGAUGAUGCAUUUUUGAAGAGCUAUGCAACGAGCGGCUCAACGUCACCGCGAAUGUUUGCGGGGGUGCGCUCUGGUAUUGGUUUCAUUACGAAGAAGCUGAUCACGUUUGUGCCUGGUGCUUCUGGCGUGAAGCCGUUGUUUGCUGUUGCAGGUGUUGUGAAUUCGCCAUUCGGGCGUGGCGUGGUUGUCAACUUUCGCGAAUUGGAUCGCGUCUACGAGUUACGAUUGUUUCGUAGCGAGAGUAAAACUCGAAGUGGUGAUUUAGCCUCCCAUGUGAGUGUGUUUGUGCAAGAGCGACACUUGCAACUCUGUCCUGUACCACCUCGAAGCUUUUUUUCAAUGCUCGGAUUGGGUUUGGGCGGCAAGAAUGCAGUUGUACCAGCGGUAGGAUCUCUUCCAAUUGGCUCUCGUGUUACCACAACAUAUGGCAAGGGUGUCAUUUGCAGCUACCGCACAGCUGAUGAUGUCUACGCAGUAGCAUUAACCGAUUUUGCUGGUGGCAGUGACGUGAUGGCCUAUCUUACCAAAGAUUUUGUCAGUCCUGUUGCUUCGACCCUGAAAGACGAGCCAGUCACAACGAAGGAGGCUUUGACGGAAAGUAUGGUUCCUGCUCCACCAGGAAGCGGUGGCAUUUUCCAGUUGUUCCGCUACAGCUUUACGACUUCAAGUGCAGGUAAAGCUGAAGAAGUGAUUCCAUAUGCAGAUGAGGCUGGUGUCAAGCGUCAGAUUGAUACCAUUUUCGGUCUUGCAAACACAGCCAUGAGUCAACCGUACCACGGGUGCCUCAAGGCUACUUUGCUGAAUUCAGAUUAUAAGGGAGCCGUUGCUUACGUCCAAGCAAACAAAGCGAAGGAACCAUUAGCGAUAUCAACGCGUCCAAGACGCAACACGUUCGAGUUACUGGCGAGUCCAUUCAGUUAUUUGCUCUCUGGCAAUGCUAGCGACAUAAGUAAAACAACCGACAAGAAGACGCUUUUUCCCAAGGGAUCACUAGUUAUGACACAGUUUGGUGAGGGUACUGUGCGGUUGCACCGACCAGUCGAUGACAUUUACGUGGUGGAUCUACCUUCCAUGCACGGUUAUUUCCGUGUAAGCAGUCUCCAGCGACCUGUGCGUGGCGUAGUGGGGCAGCCAGUUGACACAAUAUAUGGAUCGGGAAUGUUGGAGCAAAUUCGUGAGCAUGAUGGAUUUCACGUUGUAGUUUUACGACUUGGUUUGACUGCUUCAGAAGCUCGUGCGUACCUGUACCCUCCUAGUGUCAUAAGGACUAUCAAGGCAUCCCGUGGUGAUGUAGUAAUGACACCUUUUGGUUCGGGUGUCGUGAUGCAAUUUCGCUCGCACGAUGGCUUUUACCGUGUGGCUUUGGACUGGGAUUCUGACGGUCGGAGCCACACAUCGGCUUAUAUUAGCGAAGACAGUCUUGUGCGUACCGGUCUGGUUGAAAAACCUCUAUCAGGUUGCGUUGUCAUGUAA
Peronospora belbahrii is the source of this 3951-nucleotide messenger RNA. The record is from the annotation of a GenBank genome assembly. NCBI's taxonomy places the organism in Eukaryota, Oomycota, Peronosporomycetes, Peronosporales, Peronosporaceae.